Molecule: messenger RNA, 921 nt
Organism: Paramuricea clavata
Lineage: Eukaryota; Metazoa; Cnidaria; Anthozoa; Malacalcyonacea; Plexauridae
Source: the annotation of a GenBank genome assembly
AUGACUCUGGAUGAAAUAAUAAAAGCGACAAAUUCGGACAGUACAUUAAAAGGUCUCCGUGCAGCUAUACGACUCAAACGAUGGGACUCACCUGUAGUACAAUCCUUUAAAUCGAUAAAGGAUGAAUUGACUGUCACGUCCCAUGGAGUGAUUCUUAGAGGAACCAGAAUUGUAAUUCCAAAAUCUUUACAACAAAGGGCGAUAGACAUAGCUCACGAAGCACACCUUGGAGUUGAAAAGACCAAAAGUCUUGUUAGAGAAAAGAUAUGGUUUUCCCAGAUGGACACCAUGGUGAAAAACACAAUAGAACGAUGUGUUGCAUGUCAAGCAGUUGGGCGAGCGAAUGCACCUGAGCCAAUAGCAACAACAAAUAUGCCAAAACACCCCUGGAGAGUUUUACAUGUCGACUUCUAUGGCCCUCUGCCAUCGAAUGACUACCUACUGGUGGUGAUUGACCGGUACUCAAGAUUUCCAGACGUGGAAAUCGUCCGUUCUACAAAAGCUUCAGUAGUGAUACCGAAGCUUGAUAAAAUAUUUGCUGUGCACGGCAUCCCAGAAGUCUUAAAGUCAGACAAUGGCUCGCCGUUUAAUGGAGAUGAGUAUAAGCAGUACUUAAAGUCACUGGGAAUCAAACCCGAGUUUUCUACUCCGUUAUGGCCUCAAGGUAACGCCCAAGUUGAGAGAUUUAUGCAACCCCUUGGAAAAGCACUCAAAACAGCCAAAAUCGAAAUUCGCCCAUGGAAGCAAGAGCUCAGUAGAUUCUUGCUACAGUAUAGGACGACACCACAAAGUACUACCAGUGUUUCUCCGGCUGAACUACUCUUCAAUCCGACGGUACAAGGCAAGUUACCCAUUCUUCACAGGAAGAACAUUGUGAACCGACAUAAGGAAGCUCGUGAAAAUGAAAACAAGCGACAAUAG